Labeo rohita (rohu) is the source of this 3338-nucleotide messenger RNA. It is a transcript of the gene tmem184ba, whose product is annotated as transmembrane protein 184ba. The record is from RefSeq and is a predicted model, not a curated record. The transcript is spliced from 10 exons. The coding region runs from base 365 to 1642 and encodes 425 amino acids. Gene Ontology annotation, biological process: transport. Gene Ontology annotation, molecular function: transporter activity. Lineage: Eukaryota; Metazoa; Chordata; Actinopteri; Cypriniformes; Cyprinidae.
UGUUGUAGCAGCCUUCACAGCCGCUUUCCACUUUUAUCCCCGUUAAACUAAUCCGCAAGAGAUUUUAUUCAAUAGCAAACGGAGUUGGGAAAGACGGAACUGCCUUUCAUUGGCAAUCCAACUACGAUUGUACAUACAAUCCUUUAGAACAGUCGUGAAUACACUGUAAAAGGUCUAAAGACGUGGUGAAUUACUACAUGGGAACAAAUAUAAAAGGACGGAGCGCAGAUUUUCCAGCAGAGAUCAACGGCGCUGGAAUAUAAACAUGGAUGACGGGCAGCAACGAUGGCUUUGAAGAAUUAAGGCCGAAUUGCUUCUCAUUUGUUUUCCUUUGUGCACGGCGAAUGGUUUUAAAUCUGCGUUUAUGUUAUUGCUUUUGAAACGCGACGUGCCAUUGUCUGAUCGUUUCGAGAAGGAAGUUGUCGGGAUGGCUCCUGGUUCGCUAGCCACAAUGGCCCCUACUGGGCCCAACAUCUCCUGGUUUCCAAAAGCCCCUCUGCUGACUCCAGAACAGCCCAUUUUCCUCAUGACAACCACAGCACAGGCAUUGUCAGGGUUCUUUGUGUGGACGGCACUUCUACUCACUUGCCAUCAGAUCUACAUGCAUCUGCGUUAUUACAGCUCUCCCAAGGAGCAGAGGCACAUAGUGCGCAUCCUUUUCAUCGUACCCAUCUACGCCUUUGACUCCUGGCUCAGCCUUCUCUUCUUUACCAACGACCAGUACUACGUGUACUUCGACACAGUCAGGGAUUGCUAUGAGGCAUUUGUGAUCUAUAACUUCUUGAGCCUGUGUUAUGAAUACCUUGGAGGAGAGAGCGCUAUAAUGGCUGAGAUCAGAGGAAAACCCAUUGAGUCCAGCUGUAUAUAUGGAACAUGUUGUCUUUGGGGCAAGACCUACUCCAUUGGCUUCCUUCGAUUUUGCAAACAGGCCACUUUGCAGUUCUGUGUGGUAAAACCCCUGAUGGCUAUGAUUACAGUCAUCCUGCAGGCCUUUGGGAAAUACCGUGAUGGGGACUUCAAUGUCGCAAGUGGUUACCUGUACGUGGCCAUCAUCUACAACAUCUCAGUCAGCUUGUCUCUCUACGCUCUUUUUCUCUUCUAUUUCGCCACCCGAGACCUUCUCAGCCCCUACAGGCCCAUGCUCAAGUUCUUCAUGGUCAAAUCUGUCAUAUUUCUCUCCUUCUGGCAAGGCAUGCUGCUGGCCAUCUUGGAGAAAUGUGGUGCGAUUCCUAAGAUCAGCUCUCCUGAGGUUUCUGUCGGCGAGGGAACCGUUGCAGCUGGAUACCAGAACUUCAUAAUUUGCAUCGAAAUGUUCUUUGCCGCCUUGGCCCUGCGACAUGCGUUUACCUACAAGGUCUACAUGGACAAAAGACUGGAUUCCCUUGGCCCUGUUCCUACAUAUGGACAGUAUGGUCGCUGUGCCCCCAUGAAGAGCAUCUCCAGCAGCUUAAAAGAGACCAUGAACCCAGGAGACAUGGUUCAAGAUGCCAUCCACAAUUUCUCCCCAGCUUACCAACAGUACACCCAACAGUCCACUUUGGAGCAGGGGGUCACCGCACCACCCAUAUCCCGCAAUCACAGCUGCAUGAGCGCCCGGGACAAUGAGAAAACCCUGCUGCUUAGCUCAGAUGAUGAAUUUUAACUCGCUCACCCGUCGUCUUGAGCAAAGGUACUCCGUAAGGGACCGUUUACUGCUGCGGUAGUGUAAUGAUGAGGUUACGUUAACAUAGGAACAGGUUAUUAAAGGACCAUCUUAAGCACGUAGUGCAGUAGAAUAUGAAAUUAAGCUGCUUAUACUUACGUCUUUAGUGGAAAAAUCUCAAUGCGCUUUUUUCUGAUGUUGUUGUUUAUACAAAGAGUAAAUGCAUUCAUCCUAGCCAAAUUUUGAAAACACACAUGGUCUGAUAUUUCAAAUGUAUUUUUUAUGCUUGUUUUAAAUAGGGGGUGUUUGGACAUCCCAGAAUAUUUAUAAAGAGCAGUGUAUUGGAUGGCCCACGUUUGUUGGGAAUGUUUCCGUUUUUGAUUUACAAGUUCAAGUGCACCUUUGCUUCUAUUUCAACAGUGUUUAUAGCUUCCCCAGUGAAUUAAAGGCUAUAAAUGACGGUAGAGGGAGUACCAGCUGUUCAAACACACCGUUGUUUGUUUUGACGGAUGAAUCAGGGGAUGGGAAGAGGGUGAUGGUCCACGAUAAGAUUACAGAUUAAGGCGGUCUGGAUUAUAAGGCUGUAAUUGGGACAUUACUCGCCUGGGCAGAUUAGCACAGGCUUUUAGAAAAGUGUGACUGUCCUGGACCGCUGCAGAAAAAGCAUCUAGGUUAGCUGAUUUAGGUUACGCUGCUUAGCGUAUGCUAGACUUUCACUGAGAAAGAACAGUCAAGUACCAUCAGUUUAAUUGUAUUCUGUUGUCUGACAAUGGAAAUUUGUAUAAUUUGGAAAUUUAAAGUGACAAUUCACCCAGUUCUGUCAUCAUUUAUUCACCUUCAUGUCAAACCACAAAGGCAUGUUUCAAGAUAGUUGAAGUCAAAAGUUUGCAUGCACCUUGCAGAAUCUGCAAAAUGUUAAUUAUUUUACCAAAAUAAGAGGGAUCAUGUAAAAUGCAUGUUAUUUUUUUUGUUCAGUACUGACCUGAAUACAAUAUUUCACAUAAAAGAUGUUUACAUAUAGUCCACAAAAGCAAAUAAUAGUUGAAUUUGUAAUGACCCUGUUCAAAGUUUACAUACGAUUCUUAGUACUGUGUUGUUACCUGAAUGAUCCACAGUGUUUUUUUUUCCUUUGUUUGUCCUGAACAGUUACACUGCCUACUGAAUCUUCCAGGUCUCACAAAUUCUGUUGUGUAUUUAAACCCUUUCCAAAAAUCACUGUAUGAUUUUGAGAUCCAUCUUUUCACACUGAGGACAACUGAGGGACUCAUAUGCAAUUAUUACAGAAGGGUCAAAUGCUCACUGAUGCUUCAGAAGGAAAAACAAAGCAUUAAGAGCAGGGGGUGAAAACUUUUGAAUUUGAAGAUCAAGGUAAUUUUUCCUUAUUUUGUCUUCUGGGAAACAUGUAAGCAUCUUCUGUAGCUUCUGAAGGGCUGUUUUAAAUGAAAAAAGUAUGAUAUUUAGGCAAAAAAAGAAAAAUGUACACAUCCUCAUUCCGUUCAAAAGUUUUCACCCCCCCGGCUUUUAAUGCAUCGUGUUCCCUCUGAAGCUCCAGAGAUUGGGCAGUCAUUGUUGGAAAGGGUUCAAAUGCACAAAAAUGCUGAAAAACCAAAGAAUCUGUGGGACCUGAAGGAUUUUAGUGAAAAACAGUGGGCAGUUUAACUGUUCAGAGACUCAUGAACAACUAUCACUAAACUAA